Theileria parva strain Muguga is the source of this 3316-nucleotide messenger RNA. RefSeq lists its product as uncharacterized. The record is from RefSeq and is a predicted model, not a curated record. Lineage: Eukaryota; Apicomplexa; Aconoidasida; Piroplasmida; Theileriidae. The transcript has 5 exons. Bases 192 to 3290 code for a protein of 1032 amino acids.
AUUUAACUAGCUAAAUAGCCAUCAAUUUCAUAUUUAUGUACAAUAUUUUCGAUUUAAACGUUUGUGGAAAUGAUCCGAUUAAUAAUUUAUUGAUACUUUAGAAUAGAAUUCUAUUUUGUUUUAAUCGCAAGUUUUAACACAUUUCUUAUUUUUUGGGAAAACACUUGUUAAAUUAUUUAAAAGAUUUAAAAAUGAAGUCCAAAGAAGGUGCUGAAGAGCAAAGCACCGAAAAUUUAAGUAAUGCUAUGGAGGAGGCGUUAGAUACCGCCAAAAAAGAUGAAACUCCCUUUAAACUAUUAACUUUCUUUAGAACGAAAUCUAAUCAAGAAUCGAAUGAUAAUGAUGAUAAAAUAGAUUCCAAAAAAUCUGACAAUAGCGAUUCAACUCAAACCGAUUCACAAAAUGAACCGAUACAGAUAGAAGUGUUUGAUACUGUGGUUUAUCCAGAUCAAUUGAACCAUUCGAUGUUAUGUACAUUACAUUAUAUGAAAUAUCGUGAGGCUAUAAGGAGAUAUACGGGAGAGUUUAAAAAUUGCCCAUAUGCAGUUUGUAUAGGACAUAUUUUAAUGGUUAUCUGUGUAAUUUUAACCACUUCAUUAGUUUCUCAGCAUUUUGACCCUACAGAUCCCGGUACUAUCCGAGGCGACACACACAAGAGUUGGUACUCUCUAUACAUUAAUAACUUGAAUAACCUGAGUCUUAUUAUAUUUAUCGGUUCCACUGUGUUUUCAAUUAUUAAUUUGUACAUUUGCAUUCAUCCAAACACGUUUUGUAAAAUCGUCAGCCUCAGUAAAAUAACUGUGAAAGUUUACUUCAUACUAUACCCAGUUUUAAUGAUAUAUAAUUACUCCAUGAACUCUUCACUACAGGAAACCUCUGGACAAGAUAAUAUCAGAGCCGUUUUCAACAUCAGAGCCUAUAACAUUUUCGGGAUAUUCUUUUACGACACUUUCUUCCUCACAUUUUACACAGUUUUAAUAUUAUUUUUUAACCUGAUUGCUUUUAUUUAUCGUUUCUUUUACCCACACCUGUUACUCACAAUUAUUAAUGAAGAUGUUAAAACUUUCAAGGUUACAGACUUUGAGGAGAUGACCUUAAACGCGCCGAACAUGGGCGGAACUAAUCUCAAUGUAGGGAAAAUUCCAGCCUAUAAAGUUACUCUUUCCAGAUUCAAGAAACCAAACUCAAUCUACUAUUCAUUCAAAUGUUUUAUUGAUUUUUUACACUUUAAAAAGAGGGGGAGUUAUGACUCAUUUCAAUACGUCGGACAAUUAAAUUCUGAGUUUAAGCCUCAUGGGUUUGGGUUCUGGAACUCACCCAAUUAUCACGGUGAAUUACUCAUGGGUUUCUGGGAAUCAGGCCUACCGUUAUCACCGUUUAAGAGCAGGGAGGUGGGUACGAAUGCGGGAUUUUCGAAUGUGAUUAUUGGUUGGGUUCGAUAUGAGGGCGGUGAGAGUGAUGUUGGAUUAGGAGUAGCUGCAGCUGAAUGUUGUGUUUCAGGCCCAUUUUUCAGGACAUUUCCCCGUAUUUUAAGGUUCUUCACAGUACCUGAAACUGACGGUAAAAGAGGUGGCAGAGUCCUCAAGUACCUAGGCGCCAAUACCUUUUUUAACUAUAAUAAAAUUCAUCUAAUGAAAAAGGAUUCAGCCUCCGAAGAAUCGAAUGAAAUGCUGAAUGUUAUUCUGACACCCAGGAAUAACAAGGGUAAAAAUAAAGAUAAGGGGGACAAGGGCGGUAAUAUAUUAACGAAAAUAUUUACGAACAAGGGUUAUGUAUUUCAUGAGCGUAUGGACAGUAAGUAUUAUUGUACGGAUAGUCAUAUAGUAAUGAGUUUGAAUCAUGUGUCAAAUGACAUAGUUGGGUACAGAUAUGGUAAUGUAGAUUCAUAUCUGAAUGGUAAGAAAAACCCAUACUUUAACGUGCUAAAAAAUGUACACAUCCGUGACAUUUUCCAAGAUAUUAAUGAGUUAUUUGGGAUCAAAGAACCUGGUAUACCCUUGACCACAUUUGUCAACUGUAUGGAAUGUUUAAUAAGCGCUUUAACAUUACAUACGCCUAAUUUUACUCCUCUGGACUCUAGUAAUUUGAACAUCUCAGUCGAUGACAAUAAGGGAAUUAACAUCAAUGGAUAUGUCCAGAACCCUAAAAUUAACCGUGACGGGUUACAGGAAUUUGUUACAGAUUAUUGUAAAUCUGUUAAAAUCAGAUUAAACACCACGAAAUAUGAACAGACACCGUCAAAUAAAGUGGUAAAUUUACCCUCUGACGACAUUGAGAACAAGCUGGGCAGAGUGAAAAAUUAUAAUAUCUUAUCCGUUGAUGGUUGGGUUAGGAAAGAGGAAGUGAGAGCAUUAGAGGCUUGGAUUUAUAUUCAUGGGUUUAAUGUCAAGUGUUCGGAUUCUCUGGGUAUAUUUGCACAGAUUAUAUCAUUUGGAAAUUACCCUCAGUAUAUUAAACCAUUUGUAUUCAGCUGGCCUUCGGGAAAUAAAUUGACACAAUUUAAAGAGGCUAUUGUCUCCAGUACUUGUCCGAAGACUGUUGAUACUUUUAUCCGAAUGUUACAGGCACUUCUGGUGAAUAAUAUUCGGGACGUACACAUCAUGGCACAUUCUAUGGGCGCUACCAUGUUCCUCGGCGCCUUUACACAGAUUUUAAACUCGAAAGAGUAUUCUGAUUUAUUCUUACCACUCAAUGAGCAUCGCAAUUCCGCAAAUCCUAAACUUAAAAUUCUCACCGUCACAUUGCUGAACCCUUUUUAUCCUGUACACGAUUUCAUUCAAAAUGAUUACCCCAAACUGAAACUCUAUUGCAGCCAUAUUACAAUUUAUUCUGAUAUCAAUGAUAAGGCUUUGAAAAUAGCUGAAUUAAUAACGGGUAAGAAGAGAUUGGGCAGGUGUGUGAAUGAGUUAUACACGCUUGAGGAGCCAGUUGACUCCUCGCUGGAGAAGAGAUGCACCCUUGGUAGUAUAAUGUUACCAUUUACUCUCGAGGAAGUUAAAACACUUAAAAAGAACAAGAAACAUAAUAGAGAAAUUAUAGAAACCAGGAAAAAGAAACACUGGCUUGAUGUUGAUGUUAUUGAUACCACAUGCCUAGGAUCAAAUGUACACGCACUCAGACAUUCAUACUGGUUUCUCAAUCGUGAAGUUAUCGAAGACCUUAGAGAUUUGAUAGUGAAUCGUAAGAGAGCACAAGAUAGAACAAGUAGAUUGGAUCGGAGUUUAGGUAAUACUUGGGUUUAUAGAGUAGCUCCUUCUAAUAUGGACACUCUAUUCGAAACUAUUUUUUAAUCCAUAUAAUGUUCAUACCUUAAUCU